Molecule: messenger RNA, 495 nt
Organism: Phaeodactylum tricornutum CCAP 1055/1
Lineage: Eukaryota; Bacillariophyta; Bacillariophyceae; Surirellales; Neidiaceae
Exons: 1
Molecular function (GO): tRNA binding
Source: RefSeq, a predicted model, not a curated record
CUUGAAUUCAAAGUCGGUGUGAUUACAAAAGUGUGGGUACAUCCAGAUGCAGAUAAGCUUUACUGUGAAGAGAUCGACGUUGGAGAGGAGGUGCCUCGUCAAAUUGCCUCUGGACUUCGUCCCCAUUUUAGCGAGGAGCAAAUGCUAGGUCAGCGUCUGUUGGUUGCUUCCAACUUGAAAGCAAAGAAUCUGGUUGGAUUCAAAUCGCACGGUAUGGUUCUCUGCGCAGCUGAGCCUAUUGACGACGAAAACGAAAAGGUGGAAUUUGUAGAACCUCCGGAAGGCGCCGCGAUCGGUGAAAUUGUCACGUUUGAAGGUUUGCCACCGCCUGAACCCUUUUCUCCGGCACAAGUCGACAAAAAGAAAGCGUGGCAAAAGGCCGCGGACGGCAUGAAAACGACCGAAGGUCGCUUGGCCGCAUGGAAUGGGCAUGUAUUCAUGACAUCGGCAGGUCCCUGCCAAACAAUGACAAUUGCUGGAGGAGUAAUGCGUUAG